Messenger RNA from Oncorhynchus keta (chum salmon), 2192 nucleotides. Its product is annotated as protein naked cuticle homolog 2-like. Gene Ontology annotation, biological process: negative regulation of Wnt signaling pathway. The record is from RefSeq and is a predicted model, not a curated record. Bases 611 to 1687 code for a protein of 358 amino acids. The transcript has 8 exons. Lineage: Eukaryota; Metazoa; Chordata; Actinopteri; Salmoniformes; Salmonidae. Gene Ontology annotation, cellular component: cytoplasm.
CCUUAUUUACAAUGAUGGCCUAGGAACAGUGGGUUAACUGCCUUGUCCAGGGGCAGAACGACAUAUUUUUUUUACCUUGUCAGCUCGGGGAUUUUAUCUCGCAACCUUUAGGUUACUGGCCCAACGCACUAGGCUACCUGCCGCCCCAAUAUACAGUAGCCUAUUUAGGGAAAAAGCGAUCUAGAUACUAAACAAAUAAAACGUUUGCAUAAUGAAGGGCUCUUAUUUUAUGUUUACACAAAGGACACAUCAUGCACGCGUUAAAUUAUGUCAUUGUGAGCUCAUUUGUUGUAUGCGCUCAAUAAAAAAUUAGAAAAUACUUUCCCCUAAUGGCCAGCAGGAUGUGCUGUACCCUCGGUAUAUUGAUUAUUCGUUUCUUUUCCAUAAUAAACUCCGCAAGUUCUCUCUGUCCAACAUACUUGUGUGCACUUUCACGAAGCUUCGGUCCUCUUGUCGAUCUCAACCUUAUAAUAACUUAAUGGCAAAAACGACAUAUCGGUGCAUACAGGAUACAACUGUCUUUGUUGUUAUCAAUGGGAGAUGAUGAAGACGUCUUGAUCAAUGCGCAAAUAGAUGAAGGUUCAAGGCACGACAGGAAAUAUACAAAAAUAUGGGCAAACUCCAAUCAAAACAUGCCUGUAAACGCAGAGAAAAUCCGGAAGGUGGUAGUUUUGCUGCCAAUGUGCUCACCUGUCAGAGAGAGCUAGAAUGUACGGACCUCCACACCCACCAAAUCAGAUUCAAGCAGCAGUCCCUGAACGAUAAGAGCCCCCUACAGGUACUGCCAUCAGAGAAGGGAGGGGAGAAGGAGAGAGAGAGCUACAUCCACAUUCCAUUCAGACAGCCCAGGAAGAGGAACAGCCACGUUGAUGACACAGAGUACAAUGUGGUGUUGGAGGAUGACACUCGACAGGAGUGGAUCUUCACACUGUAUCACUUUGACAACAGUGGUAAAGUCACCAAGGAGGAUAUGUCCAGUCUCAUGCAGUCCAUCUAUGAGGUGGUUGAAGCGUCGGCCAUGCAGCCUUCAUGUAACAGCACAGCCCUGAAGGUCAAACUGGUGGUGGCCCCCUCCAGCAGCUCCAGAACAGGGGACAGAAUAGAAGAAGUCCAGCAGGAGGAGUCAGGGAGCUCAGAGAGGACUUUUCACUGUGUGGAUGAAAACACAGAACGCAGGAACCACUACUUAGACCUAGCUGGGAUAGAGAACUAUUCCUCCAAGUUUGACGAUGCAGACGCCCCCUCUCAGGUGCCCAGACCGGAUGCCCGCUCAGACCAGCAGCGCCACUCAGUGGUGGUGGGGAAGAACUGCGGCCCUACAGAGUCCAGAGGCAGGGGCCUUUCCUUCCUCAGGUCUCUCAGGGGCCAAGCCAAGGUAGUGGGGGGAGACAGAGGAGGGGGAGGAGGAGGUAGGGAUAAAUCAAGCAAGCUCCAUGGCCACCACCCCUCUCAGCCAUACUCCCAGCCCCAACUCCCCUUACAGCACAGCCAGAGCAAGAGGCUUCGCUCCAGGGCCAGAGAGGCUGGGUCCCCCUCCAGAACCCUACUCAAUGUGCAGCGAGAGAGUGUGGUGCUGUCCAGCCUGCCUGCCUCCUCUGGGGGCUUGAUCCCCUUGGUUCAGAGGCAUGAACACCACCACCACCAUGAGCACCAUCACCACCACCACCACUAUCACCCCCCAGCAUGACUGCAGUCUGCACUCCACUCACGGAUACAGAGACUGAGAGACACACCUCCCUGUGGUUUAGCCUAUAGCUAGGGCCCUGGGUGGUUUCUGGUCAGAUCAGGUGGGCCUAAAUAUAGUAUAGGGCUGUGGGACACAAUCACUCUCCAUACUAAGGAAUAAUAGUAACUCUGUACAAAAAUUAGCUUAUGUGCCUUGUAUUGGUGACUGAGUUUACUCACCUUUCGAAGCCCUCUAGACUGAAGUUUCUUCUCAGGUUUCUAUAGAUGACCACUUUCAUUUAAUAUAAUGAUUUAAACAGUCACAAUCUACGUAUGAGAGUAAAUGCAGUAUGUUUUGUAUUGUCUGAAUUUUGAUGUAUGAAAGCAUGAUACACUUUGAUGGUGAUCAAUUGUAGUGUGUCAAUUGAAAAAAGUCACAAUCUAAUGAAGGCUGAUGCUUUCAGAUUUGGGAAGAAGAAAAAUGUAAAACAAUUUGUAAGAUGUAAUAAAGUGAUACACUUUGUUUA